AGCCUUUUGUACGCGGAGCCGUUGAUUAGCCAGCCCUUGACACUGGCGAAAGCCUCCUCUGGAAGCCGCGGGCGUCGUGCGGGUCCCGAUCGGCUGUGACGCCCUGAGCGGAGAGCGGGCGGCCUUCUCUAGUCUGGAACACCCCGCUUUACUAAUGGAGCUGACCUACCAAACGUUGAGAACGACGUAUCAGGCCAAAGAGGCGGAAGCGAUUCGGACAGAAGCCCGUCGAAAAAACCUUCUUAUUCUGAUUUUACAUUAUUUAACUGAAGAAGGGUAUGUUGAUGCUGCAAAGGCAUUGGAGCAAGAAACGAAGCUGAGCUUGCGACGCUUUGAAGUUUGUGAUAACGUUGAUCUUGAGACGAUUUUGAUGGAAUAUGAAAGCUACUACUAUGUCAAAUUCCAAAAGUACCCCAAAAUUACCAAAAAAGCCAUAGAUGCAACAGAUAAUAAAACCCGAAGUGGAGUGAAAUCCAAAAGGGCAGCAAGCAGCACGUAUCGGAAUCUUCCUAAAAUCACCCAUCAUCAAACAACGCAGAGGCCGGUAUCAAAGUCUGUGCCAACUAGGACUGCUGACUCCAAAUCUUCCAGCAAGGAGAGUGAAGACACUUUAAGCCGAGCAACAUCUGAGUUUGGUUUAAACGUAUCGGCAAUCCACGGAGGAGGAGGUGGAGAAGGCUCUCAUCCCAGAAGGGGCCAGAUCAUCGACUUCCGGGGGAUGAUCCAAGAUGCUAUCAAAGGGGCAUCUAAUGAAAUUGCCUUGCACAGCCUUAAUUGCAAUCCAGAUCCUUCAGAACGAUUAUUAAAACCCCUGGGUGCCUUUGUUGGAAUGACGGGUGAAAUGAGAGAACUCGCGACCGUUGUGAGCAGGGAUAUCUACCUCCAUAACCCUAAUGUAAAGUGGGAUGAUAUCAUAGGACUCGACGCAGCCAAGCGGUUAGUCAAGGAAGCUGUUGUGUACCCCAUAAGGUAUCCACAGUUGUUUACGGGCAUUCUCUCUCCCUGGAAAGGACUGUUGCUCUAUGGACCCCCAGGUACUGGAAAAACUUUGCUAGCUAAAGCCGUUGCCACUGAAUGCAAGACAACCUUCUUUAACAUCUCGGCUUCUACUAUUGUCAGCAAAUGGAGGGGUGAUUCAGAAAAGCUUGUCAAAGUGUUAUUUGAACUGGCCCGUUACCAUGCCCCCUCCACAAUCUUCCUGGAUGAACUCGAGUCUGUCAUGAGUCAGCGGGGCACUGCCUUAGGUGGCGAACAUGAAGGAAGCCGGCGGAUGAAAACAGAAUUAUUGGUGCAGAUGGAUGGCCUGGCCCGAUCAGAUGAUCUUGUCUUUGUUUUAGCGGCUUCCAACCUGCCCUGGGAACUGGAUUAUGCCAUGCUGCGCCGGCUGGAGAAGAGGAUCCUAGUUGACCUCCCAAAUAAGCAGGCCAGGCAGGCGAUGGUUGAGCACUGGCUUCCCCCGGUGAGCAACACUGGAGGAGUGGCGCUGAGGACAGACCUGGACUACACCUUGCUCAGCCAGGAGAUGGAAGGCUAUUCGGGAUCUGACGUUAAGCUGGUCUGCAAAGAAGCUGCGAUGCGUCCCAUGAGAAAAAUCUUCAGUGCCCUUGAAAAUCACCAGCCAGACAAGGGGAACUUACCUGUAAUUGAGCUGGAUGUUGUUACAACUGAAGACUUCCUGGAUGUGAUCGCUCACACGAAGCCCUCUGCUAAGAAUUUAAGCCAAAAAUAUACUGACUGGCAAAAAGAAUUUGAGUCUGUCUGAGCUGCACUUAGGUUUUGAAACCUUAAGUCAAGAUUUGAACCAUCCCCCACAAAAGGCCAUUGUAGCAAAUUCCUGUGAGCAAGGGGCUGAAUUUGUAUAUUAAAGCAAUUUAUUUUUACUUGCAAAGACAACAUCAGGAGAAACUGAACAGACCCUUCUCAGAGACGUGUGCUAAUUUUUAUUUGGGGAACCCUUCUCCAGCUGGAAGCCCUCCAUUAAGAUACAAGAACAUUUUUGCACUAGAUGUUAACAUUAAAAAAAAAUCAGCAAUUUUA
This is a messenger RNA of Varanus komodoensis (Komodo dragon), 2037 nucleotides long. It is a transcript of the gene KATNAL2, whose product is annotated as katanin catalytic subunit A1 like 2. The record is from RefSeq and is a predicted model, not a curated record. The transcript is spliced from 16 exons. Gene Ontology annotation, molecular function: ATP binding; ATP hydrolysis activity; protein binding. NCBI's taxonomy places the organism in Eukaryota, Metazoa, Chordata, Lepidosauria, Squamata, Varanidae. Bases 155 to 1762 code for a protein of 535 amino acids.